This is a messenger RNA of Sphenostylis stenocarpa, 193 nucleotides long. The record is from the annotation of a GenBank genome assembly. Lineage: Eukaryota; Viridiplantae; Streptophyta; Magnoliopsida; Fabales; Fabaceae.
UGGGUAUUGUACCGAGAGGGUUCAAGACAAGAAGUUAGUUCAAAGUAGCACAACGUCUAAGUGUCUUUGCGGGCACUCUUUCAUUGUCCGAGAAGCUCACUUCUUCGAACAAGCUAAAAGAAUACAUCAAGUAAAGAUAGGGCGACAUAAGAAGGAGUGGGUUCAAGGAUACUAUUCGGUCUUGCACGAACAU